This is a messenger RNA of Rhinichthys klamathensis goyatoka, 3137 nucleotides long. RefSeq names its product erythrocyte membrane protein band 4.1-like 3b (gene epb41l3b). Gene Ontology annotation, molecular function: structural molecule activity; actin binding. Gene Ontology annotation, biological process: cortical actin cytoskeleton organization. Lineage: Eukaryota; Metazoa; Chordata; Actinopteri; Cypriniformes; Leuciscidae. The transcript has 24 exons. The record is from RefSeq and is a predicted model, not a curated record. The coding region runs from base 125 to 2941 and encodes 938 amino acids. Gene Ontology annotation, cellular component: plasma membrane; cytoskeleton.
CUGAAGGUUCACCGGAGACUCGAGCUUCCCGUGGCCGCUGUCAGACGCUCCGCGAGCGGCGAGAGAAGAGCGCAAACCCUGGGGAGAGCAACGCGAACGCCGCGGCACCCACGUGUAACGGGCCAUGACGACGGAUCCAGGCUCGGAAUCGGACGUCCCGCACACAGAAGCCAAACCGUCCCCCCCGAAACACUUCCCAGCAUCAGGACACGAAAGCCCGGACACACGGCACCAGAGCCAAUCAGAAGUCAGACAGCAGGAGGACGACUACAUUUCCCAGAAGUCCGUGAGCAGCCGAGUGUCCUGGUCAGCGUUACGCAGGAGCCACAGACUGAAGGUCAUGGAGUGUAAGGUCACGCUUCUGGACGGCACGGACUACACCUGCACGCUGGAGAAGCGAGCGAUAGGUCAGGUGCUGUUCGAGAAGGUCUGCGACCACCUGAAUCUUCUGGAGAAGGAUUAUUUCGGUAUUACGUACCGGGACGCUGAAAGCCCGAAGAACUGGCUGGACACGUCCAAGGAGAUCAAGAAGCUGAUCAGUGCUGGUCCCUGGAACUUUGCCUUCAACGUGAAGUUUUAUCCUCCCGAUCCGGCGCAGCUUUCUGAGGAUAUCACCAGGUAUUACCUGUGUCUGCAGCUCAGAGAUGACGUGGUGUCCGGGCGUUUGCCGUGUUCUUUCGCCACUCACACUGUGUUGGGCUCCUACACGGUUCAGUCUGAGCUGGGAGACUACGACCCUGACAUGCAGGGAUCCGGCUAUAUCAGCGACGUGCGUUUGGCCCCCAACCAGACCAAAGAGCUGGAGGAGAAAGUGCUGGAGCUACACCGCAACUACAAAGGAAUGACUCCUGCUGAAGCUGACAUGAUGUUCCUGGAAAACGCAAAGAAACUCUCCAUGUACGGAGUCGACCUGCACCGUGCCAAGCUGAUCGGACGGUUGUUUGAGUGCAUUGCACCGGUGCAGGAGGAGGACUCGGAGUGUGUGGAGAUCAUGCUGGGAGUGUGUUCCAGCGGCCUCCUCGUCUACAGGGAUAAACUGCGCAUCAACCGCUUCGCCUGGCCCAAGAUACUCAAGAUCUCCUACAAGAGGAACAACUUCUACAUCAAGGUCCGGCCCGGAGAGCUCGAACACUUCGAGAGCACCAUCGGCUUCAAACUCCCAAAUCACAAAGCAGCGAAGAGGCUGUGGAAAGUGUGUGUGGAACAUCAUACCUUCUUCAGGCUGGUGUCUCCUGAGGCUCCUCCCAAACGCUUCCUGUCGUUGGGCUCGAAGUUUCGCUACAGCGGCCGAACUCAAGCUCAGUCGCGCAGAGCGAGCGCUCAGAUCUCGCGAGCAGCUCCUCAGUUCCAGCGGAGGAACACCGUCAGCAUGGACAGCACACCAGCAUCGGUCGCCCAUGACGACGUGAAGAACAACAAACCUGCUGUUGCUACGGACGACCUCAUCGUCAGGGAAACGCCAGAGAAGAAGCCGGAGGAGAUGAACUCUGUGGAGGAGGAGCUCAAGACCAACAGUGAUGAAUCAGAACAAGCCCCGCCCACUUCUGUCACCAAGUCGUGUCCCUAUUCCUCGGAUCCGUUGGGAUCGGAGCUCUCCCUCCCUUCCUCCCCCGUGUCGUCCACUAAAGUGCGCCGGAGACGCCGGGAAUCCAGUCGUAAACGUGCGUCCUCGGUCAGUCCCGCUAAAACCACGGCGGGUUGCCGGCGCCGACAGGCUCAAGCGGACCGUAAAGCGGCUCUCCUGGAAGAGCGAGCGCUGCUGCUCUCCGCGCGCAAGCAGAGACUGGACCAGAACCGGAGCAACACCGGCACGCUCUUCUCCUUCUCCCUCCAUCUGCCCGACAUGUCUUCGCUGCUGGACGACGACGGGUACCUGACGUUCCCCGAUCUCACCGAGCUGCGCUUCCUCCCCGAGAGUCUGCAUCACUUCAUGCCCAUCAAAUCCCCCUCGCUCAUCCCCUGCUUCCUCUUCAUCUUCUUCUUCCUCCUGUCCACGUCGUUCUCGGUGCCGUACGCGCUCACGCUGUCCUUCCCGCUGGCGCUGUGCCUCUGCUACCUGGAGCCCAAAGCCGCGUCGCUCGGCUCGUCUCUCGCGCAGGGCUUUCAGGACAGCUCCGACGACGAGAGCGACAGCGAGCAAACCGACUUCGCUUGUGACGACGACUCGACGGCCACUGAGUCUGACUUUGAGGACAACACUGACAUGAGGACACAGUAUAGUUUCAUAAAACGGAUUAAAGGAGAGAACGUGUUUGUCAAGCACAGUAAUCUCAUGUUGGAGGAGACAGACACGCCCACAGAACUAAAGCAGCAUCAGCUGAGCGUCAGCGAGCUGAAGAGGUCGUUUCUGGAGAUGCGUUGUGAAGCGUCUGGUGUGAAUGAGUGGGACAUGAGACUGUCCUCGUCCCCUCGACUCUGUGCUCGACUGGACGAGUCUUCAUCCAUUAAACCACUCGUGUGCGCACUGGAAAUGUCAGAGGAGGAUAAAGCCGAACCUGAAGAUGUUGCAGUAAAGCCGGAUCUCAAUGUUGAGGAUCAGCAGUCGGAGGAGCCGGGUAAAGACGUCCCCGUGGUUCACACUGAGACCAAGACCAUCACGUACGAGUCUUCUGAGGUUGAUGCGAAUGGCGAGUCGGAUCCAGGCGUCCUCAUGAGCGCUCAGACGAUCACAUCAGAGAACAACAGCACCACCACCACCACACACAUCACUAAAACGGUGAAGGACGGCAUCUCAGAGACUCGCAUCGAGAAGAGGAUCGUGAUCACAGGAGACGCAGACAUCGACCACGACCAGGCUCUGGCUCAGGCUAUUAAAGAGGCCAAAGAGCAGCACCCAGACAUGAGCGUCACUAAAGUAGUGGUGCAUAAAGAGAGCGAGAUCUCGCCAGCCGAAGGAAUAAUGUCCAAACCUCAGCCGAGGGAACAAACACACGACCUCUGACCUCUGACGACACGCUCUUCGUCAUGGAAACAUCAGCUCACAACACAUGAUGAUGAUGAUGAUGAUGAUGAUGAUGAUGAUGAUGGACUCCAAACAGAAAAAGGGGGGAAAUCUUUGCCUUACAACUGACUCAAAAUCUUUCAUUAAUGCCAGUUUAUUUAUAGUCCAGCGCCCCCUUGUGGACAUCGUAGGAAAC